AUGGAGCUCCCAUCCGUGCAACAGUACUUGAAGUUCCUGGAGGCCACGUAUUUUGGGAACAUGGGGAUGUGCCUGGAAUUCCUGGAAGCCAUGCCCAAAGGUUUUCCAAGCGCCUGUGUUGAGCAGGUCACUGUCCGGGAUUGCAGACCUUUGUUCGAGAUCCUUGCUGAGGGCGAUGGACGGAUCACUAUUGCAGAGUUUUGCAAGGGGUUGAUGCAGAUCAAAGGCCAAGCCCGUGCGCUAGACAUUGUGGUUUUGCAGCACGAAAAUUCCAAGAUGAUGGAGCAAAAUCACGAGAUUCUCACCAUUUUGCGAGCAUUCAGCCGGAAGUCCCGCACGGCUCGUGGAUCUUCAGCAGAGUGCUCACAGCGGCUGCAUGGUUCGGAAUCAUCGUCGCGACUGAGCCUGCCUACAUCGGAAAACGCAGCCCUCGAUGCCAAAUUUGCUGAGCAAGAGAAAGUGAUUCGGGAGCUGCUCAGUGGCAAUGGUGUCAUGAGCGAAAAAUGGAAACCCGAUCCCCCACUGAAAGCUUGUGUGAAAGGGAACCUGGACAUGCUGAUUGCUGGAGUGGUUGUGAUCAAUGUGAUCAUGAUGAUCAUUCAUUCUCAAUGGGUCGCUUGGAAGUCUGAAGUGGAGCUGAACUUGAUCGAGCCUUCAGAUUCCAUGUUCUCCACGCAGGCCUUUGAUGUGAUUGAGUAUAUCUUCUUCAGCAUCUACUGUUCGGAUAUGCUCGUGCGAAUGAUUGUGCUUCGAAAGGAGUGGUAUUUCGACCCCAAGGCCAUUCAGCUCUAUGUGAUGAGCGACGCGGACUAUGACGAGACUUUGUCAACUGCAGCCAAUGACGCUGAAUUGGUCAUUGAAGACUCCAGACGAACAGCCGUACAGUAUCAGAAGAAAUUGGAAGAGCUCUUCCGUCUUGUGGACGACGAUGGGGACGGAAAUCUUACACCUGAAGAAUUCGUGGAGGCUAUGUCUUUGCCAAGUGUGGACUUAUACUUGAGGUAUCUAGAGAUCACCAUCCGUGAUUGCGGUCCACUGUUUGACAUUUUGUCCGGCGAAGAUGGUCUCAUUACUAUCUCAGAGUUCUGCCAGGGCAUCAUGCAACUGAAAGGGAAUGCAAGGGCCUUGGAUAUGGUAGUGCUUCAGCACGAGAAUGCCAAAUUGAUGAAGGCGUGGAAAGAGAGGUGA
Durusdinium trenchii is the source of this 1188-nucleotide messenger RNA. NCBI's taxonomy places the organism in Eukaryota, Dinophyceae, Suessiales, Symbiodiniaceae. The record is from the annotation of a GenBank genome assembly.